AUGGCGUUUCACCAUUUGAUGCGAAUUCAAGGCUUACAGUCCUCUACACUGUCGCUUAUUCUUCCAUGUCUUUCAUCACAAUUACUACGAGGAGAAUGCAAGAGAUUAUGGCUCGACAAGGGUAAGCAGGGUGGUAAUCAGCAAAAUCCAGAGCAAGAGAAACAACAGGAUGAUGCUAGAAGUGAAGCUGAUGAACAUAGACAAAUGAUGCUUAGUCAAAUAUUGUCUUCCCAAGCCAGAGAGAGAAUUGCUCGAAUUGCCCUGGUAAAACCUGAGAAAGCUAGAGGUGUAGAGGAUGUUAUUUUGAGGGCUGCUCAAAUGGGACAGAUAGUUGAAAAGGUUUCUGAGGAGCGGCUUAUUACACUGUUGGAACAAAUAAACAGCCAAACUGCAAAACAAACGAAAGUCACGAUCCAUAGGCGCCGCGGGGUGGAUGACGAUUAGGAAGAAGGAUAUUAUGCUGUACUCUGAACAUCUAUGGGGCAUCUCACUAUUGAAUAUUAUUGUGAAACUAAAGGUAUCACACGACAUACAUAGAUGAUUGAAUGUGAAAAUGUAUUUAAUUUAUGGUAAAGGAAUUGAUCAUUCAACCUAUCAGAACCUUGGGGAUAUCUUUAAUAGAUUAAUUAGUUAUUUAUGUAACUAA
Camelina sativa (false flax) is the source of this 646-nucleotide messenger RNA. The record is from RefSeq and is a predicted model, not a curated record. NCBI's taxonomy places the organism in Eukaryota, Viridiplantae, Streptophyta, Magnoliopsida, Brassicales, Brassicaceae.